Molecule: messenger RNA, 330 nt
Organism: Linum tenue
Lineage: Eukaryota; Viridiplantae; Streptophyta; Magnoliopsida; Malpighiales; Linaceae
Source: the annotation of a GenBank genome assembly
UCUCAAUCCCUCACCACAAGAGCAAGCGGCGGCGCCAUCGACUACCUACCCGACGAUUCCUCCAUCCCGACGAUUCCUCCAUCCCGACGACGUCGAUCUAUCCGUGCCUCUCGACGACGUCGCGCACCACUAAGAGGCGAUAGCUCCAGCGCCGACGCUGACGAUUCCUCCAUCCCGACUCCCGAUCUAUUCUUGCGAUCAGAGCAAUUUGUUGAAGAGGACGAUUCCUCCAUCCCAACUAUCGCGCCGACGAUUCCUCUGUUGGGAAAAAGAAGAUAUUAUCUGCAAAAUGAAAUCAAAAAGCUCGCAGGGAAAACGAGCUCAAGCAUC